AUGAAGGCUGAUUACUCUUUUCCCACUUGUAGCGAGUUCUUAGCCACGGAAUUCGACUAUCUCAUUGUUGAUGGUGGUACUUCUGGACUUGUCCUUGCCAAUCGGUUGAGCGAGAAUCCGAAUGUCGUUGUCGGGGUAAUUGAGGCUGGAAAAGCCAAGCUGGACGACGGCAAUGUACUCUCCCCGACUGGCAUAUCGGCCAUGUUGCAUAACUCGGAGUAUGAUUGGAAGUUCAAAACAAUACCGCAAGCGGGGAACAGGGACGAAGUUCAUCAUCUCCCCCGUGGAAAGUUGCUCGGAAGCUCAAGUGCCGUCAACUUCAUGGCCUACGUUCGUCCGUCGGCCUCUGAUAUCGAUUCGUGGGGUGAAGAGAAUGCCGGAUGGUCAUGGAACGACUUAGAGCCCUACUACCUGAAGCACGAAGACCUCCAACACCUACUCAAUAGUACAAAAAACUUAGUACACCUGUCUUCAGCUUCUCAUGGGCAAGGGGGACCUCUUCGACUCUCUAUGCCACCCUCGCCGGUUCCAUUCGAGCAAUCUCUUUUCACAGGCCUCGAGCACACUUCAGGGAUUCCAAGACCUGACGAUCCUUACGGUGGCCAGAAUCUAGGUGCCUUUGAAAGCCUAUCAAACAUUGACCGCACCGGCGGGCAAGUGCGCCGCAGCUAUUCUGCUUCUGCAUAUCUGAUCCCUGCCCUCGAACGUCCAAACUUAAAAGUCCUGACCGAAGCAUCUUACAAGGUCAAAGCAAGCCAAGAGAUCAUCCUAUCAGCGAGCACUAUCCAAACUCCCCGGAUUCUCGAGCUCUCUGGAAUUGGAAACCGAGCCAUUCUUCUAUCCGCCGGCAUCGAUCCAAUCGUCGACCUACCCGCCGUGGGGGAAAACCUACAAGAACACCCCAUGACAGCCGCCGUAUACGAACUCGUGCCGGAUAUUGGUUCAUUCCCUACGCCCCAAGUCCCAAAGACGGCACUCGAGGCCACAGUCGCCGCCGUGGAAGCGCCAGAGAAGGGAGACAAAUUCCGAGAAAGCUAUCGCAAGCAGAUCGUAUCCAGCCUACGAGAUGCCGACUUCGCAACGAUCCAAUACUACGGCAUUCCCGGCCAUUUCAAUCUCUCCAACGGCCACUCUAACCAAGGCCUCUUGCUGCCGGGAGCACCGGCAGGUCGCAAUGCAUGCUACACCAUGCUGAUCAGCGCCAUGUAUCCCGCUUCGCGCGGCAGUACGCAUAUAUCACCAAGGGGAUCCCUCCACGGGCCACCUGACAUCGAUCUAGGCAUACUCACGCACCAGGCCGACGUUGAUGUCUUGGCAGCUGGCUUGGCUUUCGUGGACAAGGUGUUCUCGUCCAAGGAUGUGGCUGGCAGUGUGCGGGGACGUGUUGAUCCGCCGCCGGCUGUGAACUUGCAGGUCCCUGCUGAGGCUCAGCAGUUUGCCCGUGAGCGGAUUAUGCCCUUCAAUCAUAUUUUGGGGACGUGCGCAAUGGGUCCUGUGGUUGAUAAUAGACUGCGGGUGAAAUCGGUGGAAGGACUGCGGGUGGUCGAUGCGAGCGUGUUUCCGUCGCAGAUCAGUGGGAACAUUAUUUCUACUGUGUAUGCUAUUGCGGAGAAAGCGGCUGAUAUGAUCAAGGAGGAUGGACCGAAAUUUAGGUGA
Penicillium psychrosexuale is the source of this 1656-nucleotide messenger RNA. RefSeq names its product GMC family oxidoreductase. Lineage: Eukaryota; Fungi; Ascomycota; Eurotiomycetes; Eurotiales; Aspergillaceae. The record is from RefSeq and is a predicted model, not a curated record. Gene Ontology annotation, molecular function: oxidoreductase activity, acting on CH-OH group of donors; flavin adenine dinucleotide binding. The transcript has 4 exons. The coding region runs from base 1 to 1656 and encodes 551 amino acids.